AUUGUCUCGAUAUAUUAAGUGUGGCAACAUUGAAAUCUGCAAUCAAGUCUUUCGAUUCUAUAUCCUCCUUUGAAGGCUGAAAGAAUUUGCAGAUUGCUUUUUUACUAAAAAUAACACAAUAUAAUGGAGCAAAUGGAAGUUGAUGUCGAAAUGACAGCCAAGGCAAGCACAUCUGUGGCACCUUCUACAUCUGGCGAUGGCAGUAACAAAGCACCAAAUGCCGGUACAAGUGCAACUACGUCCUCAUCUAACGUAAUGGCUGAUCCCAGUACCGUUCCAUCGGUAACAAUUUCAUUACAUCCCUUGGUCAUAAUGAAUAUAUCGGAACAUUGGACACGUAUACGGGCCCAGGCAGGUGAAGUUUGUCAGGUAUAUGGUGCUCUGAUUGGCAAGCAAAAGGGUCGCAACAUAGAAGUGAUGAAUUCGUUUGAAUUGAAAACAGAUGUGGUGGGUGAUGAUGUCUUCAUCAGUGUGGAUUAUUAUAUGGCCAAGGAGCUGCAAUAUAAGCAGGUUUUUAGUGAUAUGGACUUUAUUGGCUGGUACACUACCGGUGAAUAUCCGACAGAAAAAGAGUUGGCCAUACAUAAACAAAUUUCUGAAAUGAAUGAAUGCCCCAUAAUGCUACAAUUAAAUCCACUGUCACGCAAUGUUGAUCAACUGCCAUUAAAACUCUAUGAAUCUGUUAUUGAUAUUGUGCGCAGUGAGGCCACAAUGCUAUUGGUUCCACUCACCUAUACUUUGGCAACUGAAGAGGCUGAACGUAUUGGUGUGGAUCAUGUAGCCCGUAUGUCUACAAAUGACACUGGAGAAAAAUCAUUUGUAGCUGAACAUUUGGUAGCACAAGAGAGUGCCAUUAAAAUGCUUAAGACUCGCAUUAAAAUUGUCCUAAAAUAUAUUCAAGAUGUCGAAGCUGGAAAGUUAUCAGCGAAUCAAGAAAUUCUGCGUGAAGUUUACGCCCUCAGCCAUCGAUUGCCUGUAAUGCAAGGCAAUGCCUUUAAAGAGGAGUUCUACACGCAAUGCAAUGAUGUUGGUCUUAUCAGCUAUUUGGGAGCCAUGACAAAGGGUUGUAAUGAUAUGAACCAUUUUGUAAAUAAAUUCAAUGUGCUCUACGAUCGACAAGGCUCGGGCAGACGUUUGCGGGGUUUGUAUUAUUAAAUGAACAACAUUUCAAAUAUAUUUACUAUGUCAAAGAAAGGUAUUUAUUAACCACCCUAGGAUAUUCAUCAACUUGUGUCACCUUAGGUACCUCAUCUCUAGUAUGGUCAACCAGACCAUAGCUGAACACAAAUUAAAAAGAAUGAAGUGAAGGAAGUUUUUUAAUUUUCAUUAUCGCAAAAACGAAAUAUAAUAAAAUGUGAUGUAAAAUAUA
Molecule: messenger RNA, 1369 nt
Organism: Musca domestica (house fly)
Lineage: Eukaryota; Metazoa; Arthropoda; Insecta; Diptera; Muscidae
Gene: CSN6
Product: COP9 signalosome complex subunit 6
Exons: 2
Coding region: 124-1155 (343 amino acids)
Biological process (GO): protein deneddylation
Cellular component (GO): COP9 signalosome
Molecular function (GO): protein binding; metallopeptidase activity
Source: RefSeq, a predicted model, not a curated record